UUACGGUUUAUUAACAGUUAUUGUCAAUCCUGUGCAAUGACUCGUGUCUGGCCUAGACUAUUUUUUGUACUUAUUUAAAUGGAUCUGACUGGCAAAGUAGUAUCCUCAAACUGUAGCGUAAGAAAAAGUGUUAUUACUGAUGUCGGCUCAGUCAUACCUGGCCAGCCUUACAGUAUCUCGGUGCUGAAGGAGGGUUAUUGUGUGUCACAAGCAGAUGGUUGCACGCGUGCAGACGGGACCAUAUCUCUCUUGGUGGGACCAAAGACUAUCUUGGUAGAUACAGGUGGGCCAUGGGAUCGUGAUUUCCUCCUUGCUCAGCUGGAGAAAACGGGACUAAAACCUGAUGACAUCAAUAUAGUAGUCGGGUCCCAUGGCCACUCAGACCACGUGGGUAACCUAGGGAUGUUUCCAGAUGCAAUGAUUGUUGUAGGAUGUGAUAUAAGUCAAGGGGACCUGUAUCUUCCAAACGAGCUGGCAGACGGCCAGCCAUAUCCCAUCGAUGAUCAUGUGUCGAUAGUUCCCACGCCGGGUCACACCGGACGUGAUGUGAGCGUGCUGGUGAGGGGCACCUCCGUGGGCGUUGUGUUGGUCGCCGGGGAUUUGUUUGAGUGCUGUGAUGAUGAGGAGUCCUGGCGAGCGCUGAGCGAGAACCCUGAGGUUCAGGAGAUGAACCGGAAAGCGGCGUUACAGACUGCCGAUGUUAUCAUCCCCGGACAUGGACCCCGGUUCAAAGUGCAUAGGGACUCCACCAACUGAUACGCCCGUGAUUUAUGUUUAGCCAGGGUGUGACCCACUUGAAGCAUCAGGUAUGCUUUUAUCCUAUUUUUAGUGUCAUCUUCAGAUUAAGUUUGAUGGUACACCGUCACGUGCAGAGGAGGACACAUUUCCCCCAGCCACCCAGGAUACUCGCUACACUCUUCUGUGUUACGGAUACGGAUGUGAUACGGACUACGGAACACUUUAUCAAAUUAAAUAAAACCUUUAACAACACAAUGCUGCUGACUAGGUUGCCUACAGACACCAGUUACUAUGUUGGCAAGUGUUUAUUAAUGUCAAUAACGCUCUGGUGAGGUGUUUGCAAGCCAUUCAGGCUGCUAUCUUACUAGUUUUAGGCCAAAACUCCAUGGUGCUGUUUAAACCAGUCAAUGUCCUCUUGACAUAAACAUUCAGGUUAUGUGAGUACAGUGACCUGUGGUAACUUUUCGACUAAAUAUAAUGACCCAUAAAGAAAGAUGAAAGAAGCUGAAAGUAAUAAAGUCAAGUAUUUAAAACAUAA
Molecule: messenger RNA, 1276 nt
Organism: Sardina pilchardus (European sardine)
Lineage: Eukaryota; Metazoa; Chordata; Actinopteri; Clupeiformes; Clupeidae
Gene: mblac1
Product: metallo-beta-lactamase domain containing 1
Exons: 2
Coding region: 79-756 (225 amino acids)
Source: RefSeq, a predicted model, not a curated record